ACUCCGUCUUCUGUGGUCUGAAAUUCUGCUUUGUCCCUUUCAUAUCCGAGUUGGCAAAACCAGUUGCUGCAACUUCAACUCUCGCUCCCAUGUCCAUUUCUCCCCCCUUUCUUGACACUUGACAGAACCACAACCAGAGAUUUCAAUUCAACUCAGCUCGUCCAUUCCAUUGGAAAACCAAAGAAUUUGCUUCUGAAGAGAAGAAAAAGAGUGAUGAGUACUGCUACUGCUGCUCUCACAUCCACCAUUUUUGGCAACCAGAAUCCAUGCAACCGGAGAUGGAUCAAAAUUUCCCACCCGCAGGUGGCGAAAGGCGGGAGACGGUCGUUCGUGACGAUAGCCGCCGCCUCGUCAACCGGCAAGGACAAGAAGAAUCAGCAGAAGAAGAAGAACAAGCGGAAGGAGGUCCAGGAAGAGGAGAAAGUGCCGCCGGAAAAUGGAGAGACGGGGGAAGUUUCUACUGCUACUACCACUACUACUUCUGUUACGGCGAUCAAGAGCAGGCUUGACGAGGUGAAUCCGGUGGGGCUGGGGCGGAAGUCGAGGCAAAUUUUCGAUGAAGUGUGGCGGAAGUUCUCAGGACUAGGGCAGAUUUCGCGGACGACGCGGACCGACGACGAUGAAGCGGCGCUACUGAUGAGGGAAGGUGGGCCAAUGUGCGAAUUCGCCAUUCCCGGCGCGCAGAACACCACCGUGCUUGUGGUCGGCGCCACCAGCCGCGUCGGCCGCAUUGUCGUUCGCAAGCUUAUGCUCCGAGGUUACACUGUUAAGGCUUUAGUGAGGAAAGCUGAGAAAGAAGUGGUGGACAUGCUUCCAACGUCAGUCGAGAUUGUGACCGGAGAUGUUGGUGAGCCGUCCACGCUCAAAGCUGCUGUGGAAGGCUGCAACAAGAUUAUAUAUUGUGCGACGGCUCGCUCCUCGAUCACUGGGGAUCUUAACAGAGUUGAUCAUCUCGGUGUUUAUAAUCUCACCAAAGCAUUUCAGGACUACAACAAUAAGCUUGCGCAACUACGGUCUGGGAAAAGCAGCAAAAGCAAGCUUUUGAUCUCAAAGUUCAAGUCCGAAGAUACAUUGAAUGGGUGGGAAGUCCGUCAAGGAACUUAUUUUCAGGACGUUGUUGCCACUAAGUACGAUGGAGGAAUGGAUGCUAAGUUUGAGUUCACUGAGGAAGGUGAUGCGGUUUUCUCAGGAUAUGUUUUCACACGAGGAGGAUUUGUAGAACUGUCGAAGAAACUAUCACUUCCUCUGGGAUGCACCCUUGACAGGUAUGAGGGUCUUGUUUUCUCUGUUGGUGGGAAUGGGAGAUCAUAUGUAAUAAUUCUUGAAGCUGGUCCUUUGGCAGACACAUCGCAGAGUAAAAUGUACUUUGCCAGGAUUAGCACAAAAGCUGGAUUUUGCAGGGUUAGGGUGCCAUUUUCAUCUUUUAGACCAGUGAAGCCAGAAGAUCCACCACUUGAUCCAUUCCUUGUACACACCUUGACUAUCCGCUUUGAGCCAAGACGGCAGAGACCGGUCGAAGGACCUGUUGCUGUAAAACAAGACCUGAGAAGCUUCCAGUUGAUUCUGGAGUACAUCAAAGCUUUGCCUACUGGGCAAGAAACGGAUUUUAUCCUAGUUUCAUGCACAGGAUCAGGAAUAGAGUCUACCCGAAGGGAACAGGUGUUGAAGGCCAAAAAGGCCGGCGAAGAUUCACUGAGACGAUCAGGCCUUGGAUACACAAUUAUUCGCCCCGGUCCCCUCAUGGAAGAACCUGGCGGCCAACGAGCUCUCAUUUUCGACCAAGGAAACCGGAUAUCUCAGGGAAUAAGCUGCGCAGAUGUUGCUGAUAUAUGUGUAAAAGCAUUGCACGACUCAACAGCAAGAAACAAGAGCUUUGAUGUGUGUUACGAGUAUGUAGCCGAACCUGGGAAGGAGCUCUACGAGCUGGUUGCUCAUUUACCUGACAAAGCAAAUAACUAUCUAACGCCGGCCCUCUCGGUUCUUGAGAAGAACACCUAAUUAACGUUACCUGCUGUUGCUGUUGAUAUAUAGAUGGCAGCUUGAUUUUUGUUCUCUUUUUCUUCUAUUAUCCAAAGGUAUAUGCUGUGAAAUAGGUGUGAAAUAUAUCAAGGAUUCGACGUUUCAUGCAACCUGUAAGAACUGAGUUUAUGUUAUAUAUAUAUGUAUAUAUACACGAAUGUUAUGCCGUUUUACUGUCUGUA
Messenger RNA from Sesamum indicum (sesame), 2201 nucleotides. RefSeq names its product high chlorophyll fluorescence phenotype 173 (gene HCF173). The record is from RefSeq and is a predicted model, not a curated record. Lineage: Eukaryota; Viridiplantae; Streptophyta; Magnoliopsida; Lamiales; Pedaliaceae.